AUGAUGCAGGCAUUGGUGGCAAUCCUUGCAGUCGGAGUGGUGAGGUGUCAAGGACAAAGCUGCGACGAGGAGCCAUCCGGGUUGGCGGAGUUUCUCAGCCAAUGCCGUCAGGCAGCAGCUACCGCUGUGAGCAUGGCGUGGACUGGUGUACUUGUGCCGCAGGAAGACUCUCUGGCAGCUUGCGUGGCGAUGUCAGAGAACUUUGUGGGUACGGCGCUUGAAGGCACAGACUGCGACUUCUGCCCGAAGGCCUGUGCUGCGGCUCUGCUUUUGCAGGGCCUUGCAACAGAGCCUGGCGACACAGCAGGCUGUACUCAAACGCUCUUGCUGCUCAUUCGGGCGCAUGCUUUCGUCACUGACGAACCUGCCUGGGCCAUCGGUGCAGACGAUGCAGGUAGCCUUGCAGAGAUUGUUUUUGUACGGCGAGAACACUGUGCAGCAAUUCGCCGACAAGAGCUGAAACAACUUGUGCUCCCGCCUGCAACAGCCUCCUGGCCCCGAGGUACUGAGUCUGGCAGAUUUGUGGCAAACGACCAGGUGGCCAUCUUGGUUGCCGCCACGCCGAACCAGAUCCAUGCGUACCAGCCUUUCUUGAACCUCUGGCGGUGCUAUUCUCUGCGUCAUGGCUUCGCUUUCAUCUUGGAGACUGAUGACACAGAGGUGCGGCCUCCGCAUCAUCGCGCUCCUAAUUGGCUGCGCUGGUUCACAGCCAAGAAGUACCUCAGCUACUACAAGGCGCUGCUGGUUGUGGAUCCUGACCAGUUCGUGGUACCCGAAUGUUGGAAUGUGUCGAUCCCCGCUGUCCUCGGAGCAUGGGCUGGUGGCCUCUAUGGUUCUCCCGACGUAGCUACUCGCGAUUUCGGCCGUCCUCAGACUUUGAACAAUGGGGUCGUGUUGAUUCGUUCUUCGAGCCGCGGGCACUUCUUUCUGGAUCUUCUCCUGGAGAAGGCGGCCUGGAUGCAGAACAUCGAGAAGGACCAGGGAGCCUUCGACGAGACUGUGUUGGAAGUUCUUGGCAUGGAGGCAACAGCUCGAGGCGAAGAAGGCUACACUUCUGAAUGCGCACAAUAUGUGUGGCCAAAUGCGAAGGGUAAUCACGAGAUAGCCUUGUAUGCCCUUUGCUGGUGGCGAACAAGCGAGAGGUUGGCCGGACCCUUCGGUGCAAGACGAUCCAGGUUCUUCCGCUUUGCUGAUCCGGGCUUGGUGGAUGUGAACCAUGUCGUGGGUGCCCGAGGACUCUCCGAGCCAGCCGUCCUCCACCACUUUGCUGGCCGAUCCAAAGAUUGGGCAGCGAUCCGAGCUUCGGAACGACCUGUGACGGCUGUGGAGUUCCUGGAGGCAGACGAGUCUUCGAUCAUGUCGACGGACGAGCAACCGUCAAGCGGUGCGUGGCCGGGGGGCCGCCGGUGA
Symbiodinium sp. CCMP2456 is the source of this 1410-nucleotide messenger RNA. The record is from the annotation of a GenBank genome assembly. NCBI's taxonomy places the organism in Eukaryota, Dinophyceae, Suessiales, Symbiodiniaceae.